ACAAUUUUAAAAGCUUAAUUAUUUUCCCACCUUAGCUUUGCCCUAGGCCUUGCCAACUGAUAACAAAAUAUGGAUUCAAAAUUAACUCUUUUCCUAGACUUUGCCAAAAAGAAAAUCGUGCUGUUUAUAAAAACUAUUGACCAAAAAUGGGUUGACAGUUCAUUAUUUUCCCAACCUUAUCCCUUGGCUUCUUUAGAAAGAAAUUCGUAAUGUUGAAGAAAACUGUCAACUAAACAUAGCCUCAAAGAUGAGAAACAUGAAUUAGAUUUUAACAAUAUCAGGUUCAUUUUUGUUGGUCUUUGAGUUGCAAGAUUUGGAAGCAUCUUGGUCUCCUUAUGGUGACGCCUACUAAGUAAUUUUACUUGGUUUCCCGUCGUGAAACUAUAACAAGAAACCGCGCGAAACUUUUAAUUUUUUUGUCAUCAGACAUAUAAUAACAAGAAAGUGGAUGUUUAUCUAGGCUUACAGAAGACAGACACGGUGACGCCACCACUCUCUCAAAGGGUACAAUAGUUACUGAAACCCAAAUAAUCGAAGGGAAGUGAACUCAAAGAGGAGUUAAAUAUGUAAGUUACUCAGGUUGAAUACUGUGCUCAAAAAAGGCAAUGUAAACAAAAACCGAAACAAAAACAUCUUAUCUAGUGGAGCAAGUUGACGGCUGUCGUUUCUUAUUAGAACGAAAAUCUAAGUGAAUGCGUGCCCCCAUCUGCCCUCUUUGUACCUGCAAAUUAUUUUUAACUUCGAAAAUGGUAUUUAACCAAGCCGUAGGUGUAUAGAGCGAAUUUUACUCCUUCGCUCACUCUUUCGCUUCCUGUUAGACAUUUUAAACAUAAAUGCAUAAUGAGCUAUGCCGACUAAUGCACAAGGAAAAUUCAUUUCACCAACUCACCACGCAGUUUAAUAAGUCGAAAAAGGAAUUUGGCAGGAUGGCAAGUCUGCCUGCGGAUGAACGGAACAGCUGAAUGAAUGAAAACAGAGCACACGCAAGAGCCGGCAGUUCUGCAGUCACUGUUAUCGGCUUGAAUAGAAUAGUCACCCAUCCAUAUACUAGCCCCGCCGAACAGGGCUUAACUUUGGUUAUCAAACAACACGAGACACGAUUCUUUCCUUGCGGUAAAGUCUCAGACAAUUAAGGUGCUUUCACGGUAUGACAUCCCUUAUGUAUUCUGUUCCCGUUACAUAUGUUUUACGCUAUUUCUUAACGAUGCAAGCGAGCUUUAACUUCACUUUUCUCCUCUCGAGCUCGAUAUAUAAAUGAUCUAUGACAUAUGGUUUAAAAACUCCGUGCAGUGGUUACAGACCGUGAUCUAUUUUCCAAUGUCAGUAAUUUACCUCAAAGCCAUUUUGAUUUCAACACAAAUUUUCGUGCGGAACUCCGCAGUUGAAGAUCACGGACUAGCGAUAUAAUCCCCUCUCAUCAGCUCGCGUAGCCAAUCAUAGUGUAGGAUUUGGUUCAUGUUGCCCUCUCGCGAAGCAAACCAUAUGAAAAGUUUAUAGUCGUUGCACAUGGCAAGACGAACCGCGGAAAAUUUAACAAGAAGGUUAUAUCGACUUUGCUACCCAGAAAAAGAAGGUUAAUGCUGUCUCUAGAAGAUUAUUCAGAUCCCUGACUUUUGAAAAAAUCAUUUAUGGUGAGAGCUGUUUCUUACUGGAACGUUGAAAAUUUAAAAUAUCAUGCAAAAUAAGGGAAUCAGGUUCUGGCUUGUGCGUGUCUUAAAUGAAAUAGCAAUGGUAAUUCAUAAUGGCUGACAGGGUGGCUAAGAUACGUGAUGCUAUCUCCCGUUUAUAUCGCCCAAAAUAGCAAUGGUAAUUGAUAAUGUCUGACAGGGUGGCUAAGAUGCGUGAUGCUAUCGCCCUUUUAAUUCUUGACAAUAACAGGAGUGAAAAUGAUGCGUCGUUACUCCCACUUGUGAGGCGACAAUGGAAGAGCGAUGUUGGACAGAUGUUGGACAAAGGAAUGAGACAUUUCCAAUUCGUGAACUGCAAAAUAGCACACGCUUCAUACCAAGCACAAGGAAACUAAUCAAUAUUUCGUUAUUCUUCGCAAUUAGUGAGAUUCAAAUAUGACAAGACAAACACCAUUUCAACUAAAAAAAAAAAAAAAAAUGGUGAAUAACAAAGAAAUUUACGAUAAUAUAAAACAGGAAAGAAAACGCAAAGAACCCUCGUUUCUGUCAUUAAAAACCUAAAAUUGGCAAAAGACGUAAAAGACUCCCCCGGAUAAUCAAAGGUUGAGGUUUUUUUAUCUGUCAAGAAAAAGCGAAAUAUCAUUCGCCUAUUUACACAAAUCAAACACCUUUCGGUCCCCUUUUUUUAAAAUCAUUUCACUUUUAUAUAAAAAAAGUCUAUUUAUUUACGACACAGCAAAAUAUCCUUUAUUUUGUGAUUUCUUUUCGUGCCGCUUUGUGACGGUUCGGUGUUGGGAAAUCGAAAAUGGAUUUUUUUUUUUUGGUCUUUUAAUACGUGACGUGAGAAUGACACAUCGCGGUGUCCUAGUAUAAACAAAACAUUAAUUUGUCUCUCAGGAAAUUAUAAUUUUCUGGCAAAUUUAUUCCUUGCAGGUUUAGCAGCUAUACUAAAGGAAGACUUUACUUUCAUAGCCAGACAAAAUUUCAAGUUUUGCGAUCUCGUAUCACAUACAGAAGACGAAGUCUGACUGAGGGGCGAAACUCCGCGAGGAAAGAGUUUAGGUAGACUUUCCUCGCUGCGUGAAGCUUCUUUGGAAAAGUCGUAUGAACUCCGUGGUUUCUUAACAUGAUUCUGUGGCAACUCCUUCCAUUCUGGUUCCUACCCCUUGCCCAAGCACAGCCCUCUACCAAAGUACCCCUAUACAUCGGCUCAAUGGCCCCUCUCACGGGGAAGCGUUCCUGGUGGGGGGCAGGCAUCACUGUUGCAAUGCAAAUGGCUUUUGAGUACAUCAACAACAGCUCUGAUGUUUUACCAUUUCAUGAACUGAGAUUGUUGGCAAAUGACACAAAGGGAGAGACUGGUCUUGGCAACAGAAUCCUUUAUGAUUACAUCCGAGAAGGGAGACCGUCAUUGGUUUUGGGGCCUGGCAGAUCAAACGUGGCGCUCUCUGUGGCGGACACCGCAAAGUACUGGAAAAUGAUUCAGAUUUCAGCGUCGGCAGGGAGUGGAGACCUUUCUGAUUCGAAGACCUACCCUUACUUCUUCCGCACUAUCUCGUCAAUAUCUGCGUCAAAAUCUACCUUUGUGGCCCUUGCCAAGAAAUUCAAAUGGAAGCGAGUAUCGAUACUAUUUUACAGUAGAGAUAUGUACAUCAAGGCUGCAUCUGACCUUAAGGAGGAAUGCGAAAGUAACAAUAUAACUGUGUUGUCGUACGGGAGCUUCAGAGACAGAAAUGAUGCUGACAACCAACUAGGACACAUCAAGGAUAUUGAUGCAAGGAUUGUGUUCGCCUUCCUACAGUUGACGACGAGUGUUAUGUGUCUGAUUCACAAGCACAACUUGUACGGCAGUAAAUACGGGUGGGUAUUGCAUACUCCUGACUCGCGAGGCUGGUGGAAUCGAACGUACCCUUCCCUGGACUGUUCUCCAAAACAAGUAAACGAGGCAGCGGAAUAUGCCAUUUCCAUUGACCACCUUUAUAUAAGCAAGGACAACAGGUCGACUAUAUCUGGGUUGACUCCUCAACAGUUUUCCAAAGCCUAUGAGGUAUAUGCAAAUAUAACAGACGUUCGGAAGUCUCUCUAUGGGCCUUUUGGUUUCGACGCUGCCUGGUUAGUUGCCAUUGCAUUGAAUUCUUCCAUCAACAUGUCAAAUCCACGAUCAUUGAACAUAAUGGAUGUAAGAGAAGAUAAUGCAACGGAAACUAUCAAGGACAGUCUGCUUAACGCGAGAUUUCCAGGUGUAACGGGUGAAGUUCAACUGGAGAGCAAUGGAGACAGAAAAGGAAAGUUUGAAGUUUUUCAACUUAUAGGAAGUGAGUUAGGCCUUAUAGCUUUUCAUGAUGCCACAAAACCGGAUAAUCUCACGUAUUACAAUGAAAUGAAUUUUCAAUGGAGAGAUGGAAUAUCACCUCGUGAUCACAUUAUCUAUAAAGACAAGUUAAUCCAACUGUCUCAAGGGAACUUCAUCGUCAUAUGUGUUGUGGCUUGCAUGGGAAUAUUGCUCUGCUUUGGAUUUUUACACUUCAAUAUUGUGAACAGAAAGGAAAGGUGCAUUAAGAUGUCAAGUCCUAAUAUCAACAAUGCAAUAAUUGUUGGUUGUAUUCUAACGUAUGUCUCAGUGAUUCUUUUCUCUGUGGAUGGCGAAAGACUAACCAGCUUUAUUUGUAAGGCUAAAGUAUUCACCCUGGAUAUCGGGUUUACAAUCGCUUUUGGAUCGAUGUUUUCAAAGACUUGGCGCGUUCACAGAAUCACUAGAAAAAUCCGAGUGCGCAGACGGGUGAUUAAAGACUAUCAUUUGUUUGGAAUGAUCUUUGUUCUCCUGUUUUUUGACGCUGUAAUCAUCAUAAUAUGGUCCUUAGUAGAUCCUUUGCGUAAAGAUGAGAAGUUUCUAAGCAACGAGACUAAUGACCCACAUGCGGACGUUAUCUACCGGCCUAUGAUAUAUCACUGUGCAAUGACCAACUCAUCUGUUUGGCUUCUUUUGGUGUACGGUUUCAAGGGAAUUCUUCUUGUAUUUGGAUUAUUUUUAGCGUGGGAGACCCGUAAGGUCAAGAUAGCAGCACUGAAUGAUUCACACCACAUCGGUAUGGCUGUGUACAAUGUGUUUAUUGUCUGCACAAUAGGAGUUCCUAUGGCAAUUUACAGUGAACAGCAAGAGUAUGAAAUCUCGUUCUACGUCAUAACCGUCUGUAUUGUAUUCUGUACCACUGUGACGUUGUGCCUUGUCUUUGUACCUAAGAUAAGAGCAAUGAAGAAAAGAAACCUGGAAGAGGUGCACGAUGGAUUUCCAACAAAUGGAAUAAAAUACGAAACCAAGGAGCUCAGUGAUCGCCAUGAAAGUAUGAAAAACAAGGAACUACAGAAAGAGGUUGAACGACUUCAAAAGUUGUUGGAGAAGACACAAAAGGAAAAGGACAGAAUGAAUUCACAAAUGUCACAGCUGAUUCCCAAACCAAGUUGUGUGGUGUGAAUCUUGCUAAAAGAAACUUAAGAAGAUGAAAACUGUCAUUGCUCUUCAUAUUUGUACGCACAGGCCUAAGAAGUUGCAAGCAGAAAUAUGCCGCUAAGGGAAAGCUAGAAUAUCAGAUUAACAGUAAAGCUCGAAUGCGGUCAACCAAAGAAAAUAUCAUUUAACUGAAGAUUCUGUUUAUAACCUAAUGGAGCUGGUUAUUCAGUCGAGAGCUAGCUGUAAUCUCUGAGCCGACCGACAGCGGAUUGCUCUUAAUAUUUUAGAUACGUCGUACACGCAAAUGUCAGCUAAUGGUGUCCGACCUCAUUGAACUAAAGGAAUCGUGUGCCACUAUACCUUUUUUUAAUAUAUUAACUUAAUUAAUUAAAAUUGAACAGAUUAACAUGUAAACCAAAGAAGCCGGCUUCAUUUCCUCUUAAACGCAUGCGGGCGAUAAAUCAAAUCCUGUGCUGCGAUUGGUUAGCCGAAUAUGCAAAAUGAGGUUAUCUUGAUCACUCGCGAAUACCCGCUGCGCCCUGCAGGAAAAUGGUUCAUGCACUAAAAGAAACCCUUUUUGACAAAGCGUCUUCCUUCAUGAUAACUCGAUUUUUUGGACCCAUUCUCGUGCUGUCUCUGUCCAUUAAGACGCAAUAAAACUUGGCCAAUAUCCAUGCAAGCCAUCUUGGACAAACAAGCUUAGUCGAUAACCUGUAUACAUAAAAGUUCGUCAGAAAGGAUCAUAAUUCCACAAACGGAAUAUUUUGUGAAAGCUUGGAUGUCAAUUUUAGUCAGGAACGCGCAAACGUGAAUUAAGGAACUCUGGAAAGACGUUAAACGACUCCAAGGCUUUCUGGAGAAGAUAAAAUGAAUGAGAUGUUGUUAGUUUGAGUUGUUUUUGGCAAAAUUACAUAUGUAGAGGAUAUAUUACACGGCGGUGCAAAGAUAUGAAUUUUAUUUGGAGUGGUAUCAUAUUAUUUGCAAUACGAGAAAAUAAAAUGAUCUCACUGAUCUUGAAUUUUCUUGGGGAGCUUCGGCGGUAUCUGGCCAUCUUGGCCCCACGCUUAGUCAGCAGCGAGAUCCACUGUGUACUCAGGUCAGGCAGAGAAAUUACAGUAUUAUAAUCAUGAUUAAAACUGGGAAUAAUAUUGGUUAAAAUGGAUGACAAACAACGCGCGGUACCUUUUUAUCUGUUCCGUAUAGUUUAGCUGUACAGUACUUAUUACAUAAAUAAAGGAGAAUGGUCAAUUUAGAAGCAAUUCCAUUUAUAAUCGGAAUACUUCCCUCAUUACCCGUGCACCCGCCGUUGGCCACUAGCUUAUAACAGGAAGCGAGGGACGUAGGCCACUCCGUGAGACAUUUGGAAGAAUUACACUGUCAUAGGGAUGCAAAACGUUGAAAUAAUUCUAGAUAACUUCAAACGUAACAGGAGGGUUUUAGAAAACGAAUUGAUCAAGAAGUUACACGCUAAAAUAUUUUUAAAACACGUUUUAAAAACAAAUGACAUUUCUGCGCUACGUUACGCCAUUAUCAAGUUAUAGAUUGAAAAAGUAUAAGGUAUAAUACGACUAUAUAAAAUGUGAAACAAUACAUGAAAUAUUUGCGGGUCCUAUGGUUAUAAUUCCCCAAGGUAAGAAACACAAGAAGAAAAAAAAAAAAUGUACGAAAGUGGUUUUGCUGACGAGAUUAAAAACUGUAGCAUCGAG
Molecule: messenger RNA, 6782 nt
Organism: Orbicella faveolata
Lineage: Eukaryota; Metazoa; Cnidaria; Anthozoa; Scleractinia; Merulinidae
Product: gamma-aminobutyric acid type B receptor subunit 2-like
Biological process (GO): gamma-aminobutyric acid signaling pathway; G protein-coupled receptor signaling pathway
Cellular component (GO): membrane; G protein-coupled receptor heterodimeric complex
Molecular function (GO): G protein-coupled GABA receptor activity
Source: RefSeq, a predicted model, not a curated record